AUGCGCUCCCCAGACUUUGAAGAAGUGAAAAAGAAUCGCAAGGAAAUGAAUAAGGAACUCGAUGGAGCAUACAGUCGCUACUUCUACGUCAGAAACAAAAACGUUCCUAUCACCCCAGAAGCCAUGGACGCCUUCGAGUUCUCUAUCCAGGAACACAUGGCGAAGUUUAAAGUGGAAUUUUAUAGCAAAGAUGAGAGGAUCCACAUUACGCUCCCAAAAGUUCAAGAUCGUAUAGCUUGUGUGGGGUACUUUCGCAUUACUCGGGAACUUCAAGCGGCUUUGGAUGUAACAAAGAUUUCCUCAUACUUCGUCAUUGAUACAGCUAGGCACUAUAAGACUCUGAUAUAA
Fusarium verticillioides 7600 is the source of this 348-nucleotide messenger RNA. RefSeq lists its product as hypothetical. The record is from RefSeq and is a predicted model, not a curated record. Bases 1 to 348 code for a protein of 115 amino acids. The transcript has a single exon. Lineage: Eukaryota; Fungi; Ascomycota; Sordariomycetes; Hypocreales; Nectriaceae.